UGCACCAAAAAGCCAUUUCACAACCUGGCCACACUGAUCAGGAAGAGUUUUCGCACAAAACAGGCAAUGGAUCUCGAUUGGCAGAACAGCCUAACCGAGCUGAAGGACCGCGGUCAGUAUCUGCUGCACUCGGAGAAGUGGGCCGACUGCCAUUUUCUGGUGGGAUCAGGAUCCUCGCCAAACCAGCGGCUCAUCGCCGGCCACAAGCUGCUCCUGGCGAUGGCAUCGCCCGUGUUCGAGCGGAUGUUCUACGGCAACCUGCCGGACAAGACGGACCCCAUCGUCAUACCGGACGUGCAGCCGGAGGCCUUCGAGGCGAUGCUGGAGUACAUCUACACGGACCGCAUCACCAUCGGAUCCUUCGACAAGGCCUGCGAGCUGUGCUACGUGGCCAAGAAGUACAUGCUGCCGCACGUGGUCACCCGCUGCACGCACUUCCUCUGGUCGGAUCUCAGUCCGAAGAACGCGUGUCGGGCGUACGAGUUCGCCAAGCUCUUCGACGAGCCGCGUCUCAUGCAGAGCAGCAUGGACCUGAUUGCGUCCAAUACGCGCGAGGUGCUGUCCGAUCCCAGCUUCCUGGACAUCGAGGUCUCCACACUGAUGGCCAUUCUCGACCAGAAUUGCCUGAACAUCGACUCCGAGCUGGAUCUGUUCAACUGCCUGCUGAAGUUCGCCAGCGAGCGGGGAAUCCUCAAUGAAUCCGGGCAGGAAGACGGCAACGGUGGCGGCCAGGUCCUGGCCAAGGACUCACCCGACAACGCCGGCGGUCUUGUGCUGGUCGAGGAGAUCAAAAUGGAGCCCGAUGUGGCGGCCAUGGUUCAGCAUAUGCAACAGGAUGACGAGGGCGACGGUUUCGAGACAGACGCCGACAUGGCUUCCACUUCGGGAGCGGCCAAUGCAGCUGCCGCUGCUGCUGCUGCUGCUGUUCCACCGACUGCUGUUUCGCCGCCUUUGGACGUGGCCUCCGCAUCGGCCUCCGACGACUUGGUGAUCAUCGACAGCGAUGCCUCGGCGGAUGCCGCCGCUGCCGCGAAUAUGAUCAAUAUUAUGGACGCCCAGCGCACCAUACUCGAUGGUGCCAUGCUGCGGCAGGCGGUGAAGAAGAUCCGUUUCCUCACCAUGACGCCGCAGCAGUUCGCCGAGGGUCCGGCGCGUUCCAAGCUGCUGCAGCAGCACGAGGCGCUCUCCAUUCUGAUCAAGAUCUCGAGUCCCUCGCUGAACGACUGCCACAUGCCGGAGGGCUUCUGCACGUCGCGCAGCACGCGCAACUUCUACGAAUCCGGCCAUCGUCACCCGCAGCGUGAUCUGUCCUCCUCGUAUCGCAACGUGGUUGCUCCGGCGGGCGGAGUGUGCUUCACCGGACCGGGUCCAUCGAUUCGCAGCGGCGGUCCUCCCGGCAGCAAUGGUGGCCUCAUGAUGGGCAAUGUCCCCCGCUUCGGACCGAUGAACGCACAAUUUAGCUUCGCGGGCGAGGAGCUGGGCGUCCCACCGCCGGAUGCCGCCGCUCCAGCCACUCUGCGUUGUUUUGGCGAGGGCUAUGAGAUCGGACCAGCUGUGCCGGCGCCAGCGAACGAGGAGGAGGCCGGCGAACGUGUCGGCUCGGCGCCAGCUGCAGCUGGUGCACCGGUGGCCGGUGGAGCUCCGGGCGGCUCGGCGGCUGGCAACUCGCACAACGACAUGGUGCGCGCCUACUGCAUGCGAUCGCUGACGCGCCAGUUCGACAUCCACAACACCAGUGUCACGGAUGCGGGCGUUACCUUUCAGGUGGACAGCAACAUCUGGAUUCUGGGCGUUCAGGUGCCGACGCGCGUCCUCUGCGGGGAGUUGAUGACCUCCGCGGGAUUCACGGGACGCUACACGGAGGUGCUGUACGCGCACAUCCAGGACAUGCACGGCUCACGGAUCACGUACACCCAUUGCACGGCGCGCGUGCGCUACGAUUCGCUGCUGGACAUUACGUUCGAUCGGCCCGUGUACAUCUACCGGAGUCAGAUAUACAAGAUCUACGUGGUGUUCAACAAGACCGGAUGGUAUCCCAUGUACUCGUGCGUGCCGGACGCCAACUGUCAUCGCGUUAAGUUCAUGUUCAAUGUCGGCAAUCCCACGGAGUCCGUUCGCGACGGCCUCAUCUACGCCAUCAUCUUCUCCACGCUCCAGGAUCACGGUCGCCACCUGGUCGACUAAAUGCGCAGCAAUAAUUUAGCUUGUACUUUCGAUGUGAUAGGGGAAAUUGAUUGAUCUGUACGCCGAAUUCCUUCCCAUUUAUAUUUUUUUAUAAGCUGGGAACUGAUUUGCAUUGUUUUUUUUUUUUUUACAUCGAAUGACAUUUUCUAAAUUGGCAUAAUACAUCGAGACAUUUCAUCAUCAAAACAUUGUAUUUUCAGAGUUCGGCAAUGGAGCGUUUCCAUUAGUAAAUAGAUUUUUUACGAGUUUAUUAUUCGAUGAGCUGUAGCCAACUAUGCAUUUAUUUUUUCUCAUGCUUUUUUAGCUGCUUGGCAUUUGGAACACCAUCGCAUACAUAUAAUAUUAUUCCUUCCAAUCGUAUUUGCUUUGAUUUAAGGGUUUUGUAGAUCAACAAGGUAAUAUUUUAAGACUUGCGCAAGACAAAUUGGUAUACUUCAAUAAAGUACAUUUAAUAAGUUUAUUAAAAUAA
This is a messenger RNA of Drosophila ficusphila, 2653 nucleotides long. RefSeq lists its product as uncharacterized. Gene Ontology annotation, molecular function: protein binding. Gene Ontology annotation, cellular component: P-body; cytosol. The transcript has 2 exons. The record is from RefSeq and is a predicted model, not a curated record. Gene Ontology annotation, biological process: neurogenesis. Lineage: Eukaryota; Metazoa; Arthropoda; Insecta; Diptera; Drosophilidae. The coding region runs from base 67 to 2184 and encodes 705 amino acids.